Rotaria socialis is the source of this 966-nucleotide messenger RNA. Lineage: Eukaryota; Metazoa; Rotifera; Eurotatoria; Philodinida; Philodinidae. The record is from the annotation of a GenBank genome assembly.
AUGUCUUUCAGCGAUACGGAAUGUUCGCAUCGCUCUUCAUUAGCAACUGUUCAUCGAGUGCCAGCAAAUAGUUCGUCGCAAUUAUCACGAACAAUCUCUAUACAUGAUGUCGUAUCAAACCAUGAAACAGCAGAAUUAUUUCUUGAAUUUCUUAUGAGUUCAUCUCAAACUGCUUCACUUGGUGCUGUUUAUGCAAUUGUACUAGUACUUAAUGAAAAAAAAGAUGAUGUAAAUCAGUUACAUGAUAUUGGACGAGCUGCUUAUAAAACGUACAUUGAAAAUGAAUCUAUUUUACCUUGGUUGCCGCCACAACGACGUAUGGAAUUGCGUGAAACAUAUCGUCGUAAACAUUUUGAUGAACAUUUUUUCGAUGGUGUCCUCGAUGAUCUUCUUAGUUAUAUUGAAAGUCAGACAGAUGUAUUUCGACAAUUUCUUAAUUCACGUAUUUGGAAUGAAUAUCGACGUGGAAAAUUUACAAAAAAUCAUGCACAAGUUAAAUCAACAUCAACACUUGGAAAUACGAGUAGUGGAUAUCAAAAUGAAAAUAAUGAAUUUAAACGUUUACGUAAACUUCAUUCGUCAUCAUUAUCAUUACAAACGAAAACAAAAUCACACGAUCGUCAUCUUCAUAAUCGAAGUGCUCGCGUUGAAUCUACAUCAAUUAAAAAAACUCGUGUAGCUUAUUUCUUACCUGGCAGUGAUACACCAUUUGUUAUACAAGUAGCUGUACCGCCUGAAUCUAUUGUCCUUAACGAUAUUCUUCCACGUUUACAUACAUCAUCGAAAAAUCAACGCAAUGGUAUCAAUACAAAUACGCCAUUUGAUUAUUUUGUUAAACAUCGAGCUUCAAAUGAAAAUUGGCUUGGUGGUGAUACACAAUUUAUUAAUGAAAAAGUUGAAGAUUUUGAUAUUCCCCUGCCGAAUAUUGAUGGUACGGUGGUAAUCAGAAUACUUAACAAUAGUUAG